AUUAUUUUAACAAAACAUGGAGUAUUAGUGCAAUGAGCCCUAAAUAAUAUUUUUUGCCAAGUGGUCCCAGUGCAAAGCUCUCUCGUGGCCCAAUUAUUAUUACAACUUUCUCCACCAUACAGUUCUGUGCUCGUCUUCGGGGUCAACCCGGCGGCUUCUAUGAACAUAAUCUGAAAAUCAAUUAUCUCACUACCACCCGUUCUCUGCAAACUUUGAGCUGGGCGUGCUUGCUUGCUUUCUUUCUUCUUUCAAUUAUCUCAUCAGUUAUGGCGGAACGAAAUCUCACCAUUGUCGCAGAUCAUAUUCUUGAGCAUUUGCGCUCUGAAGACGAGAAGAUCGGAUCUCUGAGGCGUAUUGUGCUGCCAGAGCUCCUGCAAGGAUUCAAAGGAACCGUUUCAACACUCAAACCUCUGCUUCUUGAUGCGGAGAAGAAGAGUUUCGGCGACGAAGGACUCAAACAUUGGCUGCUGAGGCUCGGAGAUCUACUCUUUGAUGCUGAUAACUUACUUGAGGAGAUCAGGCUCUACUCUCUUUACGCAGCUGCUAAUUCGCCGAAAACGACUUGCAAACAGCUAGCAGGACUACUGCUGAAACAGGUACGCCGUUUCGUCUUGAUCUCAACAAGCAGCAAUUAUGUAGUCCCUCGAUUCAAGAUAAUCAACGAGAGUCUAGAGAGAAUUGCAGCUGAGAGAAACGAGUUCAAUUUGGAGAAGCUUAGUGAGGAUAUUCAACUUCCCGUGGCUGAAGUAGCAUUGGAGACUAGUACAGCUCCCUCAUCUAAAGUUGGACGUGAAAUUUUUGCGAGGAGUAAAGAUAAAGAGGAAAUCGUAAGAAUCUUGCUGGAUGCGGAUGCGGGACUAAUUGGGAGGGAUUAUGCUAAGGUUCUUCCCAUAUACGGUCAGGCAGGAUUGGGGAGGACGUCGCUCGCAAAGGACGCGUUCCAUGACGAGAGGGUACGAAGACGUUUUGACCGACAAAUGUGGGUACGCGUUUCUAAAAACAUGGACGUUAAAGAGAUUUUAAAAGAAAUGGUCGCAAGUGCAACUAGUGGAAGCAUAGAGAAUCUUCAUGAUUUGCCAGAGUCACAGUUGGCAGCGCAACUUCAAGAUUCAUUACAGGGAAAGCGAUGCCUCAGUGUGUUAGAGGACGAGAGUGACGAACCGAGUAAUAAAUGGCCUCAACUGGAGUAUCGCGUUUUACAAGUCGGUGCAAGGGGGAGUGCGAUAAUUCUAAUUACCUCUUCAAGAUGGUUUGCAGAAAUUGCAGGCAACGUCAAACCCUUUUGCUCAGAAGGUCGACUAAAUUACAAGAAGUACCAUAGGACUUAUUUUGAGAAAGCCAACUCCAAGGGGUCAACGUUGUUCCACAAAGAAUUGACAACCAUUGGUGAUGAGAUUUUAAGACAGUGUCAUGGGCAUCCUCUUCUCUUCUCGGCAAUAGGAAGCAUGUUAUCUUCGGAUUAUAAAGAACAAGUGUGGCGGUCUUUCUACGAAAAUGAACUCUUAAGAACGCUGGAAUGUUAUGUACGUGAUGCUCGUUUUCGGGAUUGUCAAUUGCUGAAGCUGAGUUACAAUCACCUCCCUUUCCGUCUACAACAUUGUUUUGCUUACUGUAGCUUAUUUCCGAGAGGUCAUGAGAUUGAUGUGCGAAUGCUAAUAAAGUUGUGGAUGGCACAAGGCUUUAUCGAUCCCAAAGAUUCAACGCAAUCUUUAGAGCAAGUUGGCUAUAAGUAUUUCAUGAAUUUACUUAGUAGAUCCUUCUUUUAUGAAGUUGCAGUUGAUGUUAGUGGGCGUGUGACAAAAUGCAAAAUGCAUAAUUUGAUGCAUGAUCUAGCUACUUAUGUAGCUGGUGAGCAGUGCCGUUUGUUGAAUUCAAGGAGUGCUGUUGAUACAAGAGCUUCCCAUCUAUCAUUUGGUGCUGAUUUAUCUUUCGAUGAACAUGUGCCAGCUUCAUUGAAAAGUGCGAAAAAGUUGCGAUCCAUUCUUUUGCCGACCAAGUUACGGAGGAAAGACCGAGAGGCUCCCGAUGAAGGAAUUUUUUAUACUUUAAUUUCUAAUUGUAGAUUUUUGCGGGUACUGGAUUUGCAUGCCUUGGGGAUUAAGAAAGUACCAAUUUCUAUUGGCAAGUUAUAUCACCUAAGAUAUCUGGAUCUGUCUGAAAAUGAGUACAUCACCAAAUUGCCCGACUCCAUCACCGAGCUUCUAAAUUUGCAAACCCUCAGACUGUCCUCAUGUUUCAAGCUUAAAAAGUUGCCAAGAGACAUUGGAAAACUAAUCAACCUCCGGCAUCUUGAGCUUGAUGGGUGUUACAGUUUAGUAAGUUUGCCUCGAGGAAUUGGUAAGCUGACAAAUCUGCAGACUCUUUCACAACUUGUACUAAGCGAGGACGCCUCUACGCGCAACAACGAGCUAGAGCAACUCAAAGGACUAAAUAACUUGACAGAGGAUUUUGAGAUUAAAAACCUGAAGCAUGGAAAAGAUGACAUGGCUGCAACAUAUUUCGCUGUGAUAAGACAAAAAGUGCGAUCCUUGUCCUUAGAAUGGGAAAGCCAUGCACCAGAGUCUGAUGAUAACGACACACAACUAAACGCUAAAUUAUUUUCAGACCUUGAAAAAUUAUCUUUAAAUGGUGUUAGAGGUGGCACACUGUUUUCUUGUUUCUUUCCUAACAAUCUGGUCAAGCUUUCAUUGAGGAGAUGCGCAAAAUGCUUCGUCUUACCAGCAAUCAGUCAGUGCCAUAAGCUUAAGGUGUUGGCAUUGGACGAGAUGACCGAUCUGGAAUAUGUUGAUAAUACAGGCGUUUCAUCACAAGGGGAAUUCUUCCCUGAUCUACAAGAACUCUGGCUCACAGAACUGCCUAAGCUACAAGGAUGGUGGAAACCUAGUUCAGUUUCACAAGAGUACUUGCCUUCAUUUCCUCGUCUCUCUAAAUUAGUAGUCGAGGAUUGCCCAAAGCUGGAUUCAAUGCCGCUUUUCCCAACGCUAGAAGACGGGUUAGUGCUGGACUCGACUUGCUGGAAUCCAUUCCAACUCACCAUGAAGCACAGAGCAGCAGCCACCAAGAAUAAAGUGUCAUCGUCAACUUCCUCGCAGUCAACUCCUCUCUCCAAAUUGAAGAAACUGUGCAUUGUUGGCAUUCCAGAGUUCGACGACUCAAAAGCCAACGAAGUUGAAUGGCAUAACCUGAAAAGCCUGCAACUGUUGAAAUUUGAUUCUCUUCCAGGUCUGACGACUCUUCCUGAGGGGCUUAAACCAGCCACCAACCAGGCCGAGGGCGGUAAACCAGCAGGCACCAACCAGCCUGAGGGCGGUAAACCAGCCACCAACCUGCAAGAGCUCCAUGUUUGGCGCUGUGGUCUGCGUGAACUCCCAGCGUGGAUUGACAAACUCGAACUCCUUGAGAAACUUGUGAUUCGCGCAUGUCCAAUGAUGGGAACACUGCCUGGAGAAAUUCGUGGACUCAAAUACUUGAAAACAGUGGAAAUUGAUGACUGUCCCAUGCUACAAAGGAGAUGCGAAGAAGGAAUAGGUGCAGACUGGGAUAAGAUUUCUCAUAUUGAAACACGGCAAGUGCGCCGAAUUUCUGGCAGUUGAUCCAUUGGCUCUUCCCUUAUUCAGGUGGCAAACAAAGAUUGGAGCUGUAAAGAUUAAGUUGAAUAUCAGAUCAUAAUUUGUAGAUAUCAAUAGUCAAUUUCAGUGUAAGUUCCAAUUAUCCGUUAGAACAAAUUGGUGCAAGUGAGCAAGUGGCAAUGUACUGUUAUUUUGCUUUUUUAUUUUUAUUUUUUUUAUCUAUUCUGUAAAAUGUAUAAUUAAAGGAGAAAACAGAGGGAUGGUCUGAUAAGUGAGAAAAACAAGAGAAACAAGAGAGUUUUCUUUCUUGAGAGAGAAACAGUGCGGGGUUUCAAGUGAGAGAAAGGGGCUUGAAUGUGUACUGAGUUGGAAAAGCUUGUUCUUGUUGUUCUGUGUAAACAGUUAAUAAAAUUUCCUUUUGAGGUUUCUUCAA
Morus notabilis is the source of this 4002-nucleotide messenger RNA. Its product is annotated as putative disease resistance protein RGA1. Bases 267 to 3593 code for a protein of 1108 amino acids. Lineage: Eukaryota; Viridiplantae; Streptophyta; Magnoliopsida; Rosales; Moraceae. The transcript is spliced from 2 exons. Gene Ontology annotation, biological process: defense response to other organism. The record is from RefSeq and is a predicted model, not a curated record. Gene Ontology annotation, molecular function: ADP binding; protein binding.